CGGCGGCCGCGGCCCCUCCGCGGCGCCCCGCGCCCGCCAUGGGCUCGCUGUUCCGCGGCGAGGCCAUGUGCCUGGCGCAGCUCUUCCUCCAGAGCGGCUCGGCCUACGAGUGCCUCAGCGAGGUGGGCGAGCGCGGCCUGGCCGAGUUCCGCGACCUCAACCCAAAUGUAAGUGUAUUUCAGAGAAAAUUUGUGAAUGAAGUAAAGAAGUGUGAAGAGAUGGAAAGAAUACUUGGAUAUUUAGUACAAGAAAUUAAGAAGGCAGAUAUUCCUCUCCCUGAAGGAGAUGUUGCUCCUCCUGCCCCCUUGCUGAAACACAUUUUAGAAAUCCAGGAACAGUUGCAGAAACUGGAGACAGAAUUGAGAGAAGUAAAUAAAAACAAAGAAAAGUUGAGGAAAAACCUGCUUGAACUGACGGAAUACACAUGUAUGUUGGAAGUCACGCAAACCUUUGUCAGGAGAACAGCUGAGUAUGAAUCCUGUUUACCUGCAAAUUAUGAAGAAUUCCCAUCUGUGGAAAAUGAGCCUUUAGUGGAUUACAACUGUAUGCACAGACUGGGUGCCAAGCUGGGGUUCAUAUCUGGUUUAGUUCACCGAGCAAAAAUUGAAGCAUUUGAAAAAAUGUUGUGGAGAGUCUGUAAAGGAUAUACUAUUCUUACAUGUGCGGAGCUGGAUGAAUGUCUGGAAGACCCAGAUACAGGUGAAACCACAAAAUGGUUUGUGUUUUUAGUGUCCUAUUGGGGUGAACAAAUUGGCCAGAAAGUUAAGAAGAUAUGUGAUUGCUAUCACUGUCAUGUCUAUCCCUAUCCAAAUACAACAGAGGAGCGCACAGCAGUUGUUGAAGGACUAAAUGUUCGUAUUCAGGAUCUUCAUACUGUACUGCAUAAAACUGAGGAUUACUUACGCCAAGUAUUAUGUAAAGCAUCUGAAUCCAUCUAUACAUGGGUUAUCCAAGUGAAGAAGAUGAAAGCCAUUUAUCACGUACUCAACCUGUGCAGUUUUGAUGUCACAAAUAAAUGUUUAAUUGCUGAGGUUUGGUGUCCAGUGGCUGACCUGCAAAACUUGCGCCAUGCACUGGAGGAAGGAUCAAGGAAGAGUGGAGCUACGAUUUCUUCAUUCAUGAACACCAUCCCGACAACACAAACUCCUCCCACUUUGAUACGUACCAACAAAUUCACCUCAGGGUUCCAAAAUAUCGUUGAUGCAUAUGGAGUUGGAAACUAUGGGGAGGUUAAUCCAGCUCUGUAUACCAUCAUCACUUUUCCUUUCCUGUUUGCUGUUAUGUUUGGAGACUUUGGUCAUGGUCUACUAAUGUUCAUCUUUGCACUCCUGACAAUACUGUAUGAAAACCACCCUCGAUUACAAAGAUCACAAGAUGAGAUAAUGAAAACAUUUUUUGAAGGCCGAUACGUUAUUUUGUUGAUGGGUCUGUUUUCUGUAUACACUGGCUUGAUCUACAAUGACUGUUUCUCAAAGUCAUUAAAUAUAUUUGGUUCUGGAUGGAAUGUGUCAGCAAUGUUUGAACAAAAGGUUUGGCGUCUUGAAGAUCUGAAGUCUAACCAAUUUUUAACAUUGGAUCCAAAUGUUACUGGUGUGUACAAUGGAGCUUAUCCCUUUGGUAUUGAUCCGAUCUGGAAUUUGGCAAGCAACCGUCUCAGUUUUCUAAAUUCUUUCAAAAUGAAAAUGUCUGUGAUUUUUGGAGUGACUCACAUGACAUUUGGAGUUGUACUGGGGGUCUUUAACCACUUACAUUUCAAGAAGAAGUAUAAUAUUUACUUGGUUUUUAUUCCUGAACUUCUAUUCAUGAUGUGCAUUUUUGGCUACCUUGUGUUUAUGAUCUUCUUUAAGUGGUUAGCUUACUCUGCAGAGGACUCCACAUCAGCUCCUAGCAUUCUGAUUCAGUUUAUUAACAUGUUCCUAUUUCCUGGGAGUGAAACGGAGGUGUUUUAUACUGGACAGGUUGUUUUACAGAAGUUUUUACUUAGUCUUGCUUUACUUUCUGUUCCUGUAAUGCUUUUUGGAAAACCACUUUAUUUAUAUUGGUUACACAAUGGAGGCCAAGGCAUUGGAAGGUACAGGAGUGGCUACAAGCUGAUUCGAAAAGAAAGUGAAGAAGAACUUUCUCUGCUGAGGUCUAAUGAUGUGGAAGAGGGAAGCAGUCCUUCAGACAGUGGGCACAGGGAUGGGGGUGGAGAGGAGUUUAAUUUUGCAGAUGUUUUUAUGAAUCAAGCAAUUCAUACCAUUGAGUACUGUCUAGGAUGCAUUUCAAAUACAGCCUCAUAUCUGAGACUCUGGGCUCUAAGUCUUGCUCAUGCACAGUUAUCAGAAGUUCUGUGGCAAAUGGUGAUGAGAGUGGGUCUCCGCGUAGAUACAACAUACGGUGUUUUACUGCUAGUCCCUGUUCUAGCAUUUUUUGCUGUGCUAACAAUUUUUAUUCUUUUGGUUAUGGAGGGGCUUUCUGCUUUUCUCCAUGCUGUACGACUUCACUGGGUGGAAUUUCAGAACAAAUUUUACACUGGUGGAGGAUACAAGUUUACACCUUUCUCUUUUAAGCACAUUUCUUUACAUUUUAAUAAAGAUGAUAUGGCAUAGUUCGGUUGCUGUCAGAAACGUUUGGAACUGUCUGCAAAUGAUCAUGUAACUGGAUCUCACCUAUGAAUGGUUUCUCAUAGGACAAAAUCUUUUUCACUGAUUGCCUUAUAAUGCAGCCAAAUAAUUGUGUAAUAUAUACCUCCCAUACAAGUGCAUAACAGAUCUGGAGCAUCUUGUAAAGUAUAUAAAUGUACAUUUUUCUUGAUAAACUAAUAUUGUAAAUUAAUUUUAUUCUUAAAAAAAAAUGUUGUUAUUGCUUCUUCUAAAACCAGCGUAGGCAUUUUCUUGUUGAGAAGAUGUUUGUUUUCUUGAAUUCUUUUAAGUUACCUGAAAGACUUGUCAUCAUAUUAAAUACUCGAUGCAGCUCAUGUAAUUCCAUACUUAUAAGCAAGUAACCAUCUGAUGCCAUUUGGAAGCAGUUGAGCAAUGCAACAAAACCAGUGUAUAUCCUCAGUAUUUAUUCCAGGCAGGUUACUUAGUAUAAACUUGUAUAUAGCAAUGCACAAUGUGCUUUCUUUUGGCCAUAUUUAAAACUGCAUCAAAAAUGUUAACUUUUUAUUCUGAAUUCUGCCUGGAAUUAUUACUUAAUAUUUUAGAAGCUGCAGUGCUAUUCAGUUUUAUGGAAGGAGGCAGGACGGUAAGUGGGGAUUUGGAGUAUUAGCCCUCCUUUUGGGCCCGUAGGGCCGCGUUUUCCGGCGCGCCCCGUUCUGUGAAGCAAGCUGCUGCCCGGUGCCUCUGCGAGUGCGGAAACGCCCCCGGGAAACAGCCUCGGCCUACGGGAGUCCUGGCGAGGUCUCCGAAACCGGAAUCGAACCGUGCGCCGGGAGGUAUGAGCCUGGGCCCCGAUUUUACCAAGUUUCCGCUCCAGGGCUUAAUGUUUGUGUGAGGAAUCGGCUUUAUUUUCUGUGUGGCUGUAAGGACGUACAGUGAUCUCCGUUUCUCUGAUGUUGAACCAAAGGCGUUUUUACUGAAUAGGGUUGGGGAUGGGAUGGGGCCUUUUGUAUGUUUUUUUUUUUUUAUAUAUAUAUAUGUAUAUAUCGAAAUGAUGUUUAACACCUGUGCCCUAACAGCAGCUGCGGUUUCGUACUAAUUGCAAAUAAAAAAAAAUCUCCCCGCGCUCGUUGGAGCGGGCCCCGCC
Messenger RNA from Rhea pennata, 3729 nucleotides. It is a transcript of the gene ATP6V0A2, whose product is annotated as ATPase H+ transporting V0 subunit a2. Gene Ontology annotation, cellular component: plasma membrane; vacuolar proton-transporting V-type ATPase complex; vacuolar proton-transporting V-type ATPase, V0 domain. The coding region runs from base 39 to 2591 and encodes 850 amino acids. The transcript has 20 exons. Lineage: Eukaryota; Metazoa; Chordata; Aves; Rheiformes; Rheidae. Gene Ontology annotation, biological process: vacuolar acidification; proton transmembrane transport. Gene Ontology annotation, molecular function: proton-transporting ATPase activity, rotational mechanism; ATPase binding. The record is from RefSeq and is a predicted model, not a curated record.